CAAUAGUGGAUGAUAAACGGGAGAACGCGCGGGCGCGCUACCGCGUCCGCGUAAACCACCGUCACAUCGGUCGGCGUUAGCGGUCUGUGGACACUUUAUCGUUUGCACAGGGAGAGCGACAUAGGUGGGACAAGAGGUGUGAAUGACGUGCGAGCAGGAGAGAGAUACGUCCACACAGAGUUAAUCCUCCGAUCCGAACUGUCGCGUAUACACAUCCACGUAUCGCGGCCGCGCCGGCAGCACCAAGUAAUUAGUCACACUACGAAGGCGAAUGAUCGAAAAGAGACGGCUUGGUGACAGCAACAGAACCAUCAAAACGUUACCUCACAACCGAAAUACGCAUACUCCCCAAGGUCCACGUGCGACUUCAAAACAAUAACACACGCACCCAAAAUAAUCGGAACUAUAAUCUUUUCAUUUUAUUCUUUCGUUUAAAAGCAAAUGGACAACUAAUAGAAAACGUCGAUCAAUCGGUAAACACUGAAAUGAGUCCAAAUGCAACCGAAAAUAGUACAAUUGUGAGACAGAAUGGAAAUGUACACAAUGAUUGUUCCAAUGGAUGUUCUGGUAAUUUAAGUUCAACAAAAGUUCAAGGUUGGAAAAAUCAAGUGUUGUUGAAAAUUGAUGAAGUUUUCAAUUUAUUUAAACACUAUUGCUUAAGGGCCUAUGUUAUAUUUUGGCAUGAAUUGUCAAUGGACAAGAGGGUAAGAAGUAGUCCUUAUAGCGCACCUCCACCUGAUGAAGUGGUUUUGUCUGAUGAUGAUAUUUUUAGUAUAAGACGUCGACGGCUUUUUUUUUUAAGUAUACAUCUAGCGGCUUUAGCAGGUCUUUACUGUUGUAUUACAGGUCAAGUCAGGCUGUACACUGUAUUGUUUAUGUUGAUGUUAGGCGCUUUAUCAUCGAUUGGUAUAACAGCUGGCGCUCAUCGAUUAUGGUCUCAUCAUUCUUAUAAGGCUAAAUGGCCACUCCGUGUUAUUUUGGCUAUAUUUCAGACCGUUGGCGUUCAAUAUAGUAUUUUUAAUUGGGUUAGAGAUCAUAGGAUACACCAUAAAUAUACGGAUACGGAUGCUGACCCGCACAACUCCAACCGUGGCUUUUUCUUUUCACAUGUUGGUUGGGCAUUAUUAAUGCCUCAUCCGGCUUAUGAGUCCAAGGUAUCGACGAUUGACAUGAGUGACAUGGAAGCCGAUUGGAUUGUUAUGUGGCAGUACAAAUUGUAUGCACCAUUGGCCACUCUUUUAAGUUACGUGAUACCCACUGUAAUACCUUGGUGGUUGUGGGGAGAAAAUUUGAUUGUAGCUCAUCUUGUGGCAGCUCAAUUCCGUCAAGUACUUACAUUGCAUGGCACGUUUCUUAUCAACAGUGCAGCACAUAUGUGGGGAGUCAGGCCGUACGACAAAAAUAUCAAUCCUACCGAAAAUAUGAUUGUUUCGGUAGCAACCUUUGGGGAUGGUUGGCAUAAUUACCAUCAUACUUUUCCGUGGGACUACAGAAAUGCAGAACUUUUGAAUUACAAGUUGAAUAUAUCGACCGCUUUUAUUGAUCUAUUUUUCUGGAUUGGUUGGGCUUACGAUUUGAAAACUGUACCUACUGAACUAGUGGCUAAACGUGCGUUGAGAACAGGUGAUGGCUCACGUCCUCACGACGACCCGUCUGAGAGCAAUCCCGAAAAGAAUGUCUUUGGAUGGACUGAUAGUGAUAUGCCAGAAGAACAUCGGCAGAUAGCGGAGAUAUACAAAAAAUCCGAAUAAUAAUUCCCUGCUUACCUAUUAUGUCAACCAAAAGCAUUUCUACAUAACUGUAAUAUUUUCUUUCAACAUUUAUAUGCUCUAAAAAAAAUCUUCAUACUAGACAUUUUUUAGCGACAAACUUUAAUAGGGAAGAAGGCAAACUUAUUUUAUUUUAUAAAUUAUUGUAAUAUAAUAGCGUAUGAUAUUAACAGAAUAUUAAUUAUAACAAAUAAACAUGUUUUAAUGUUUAGGUAUCUUGUUAAAGACUGGGUCUACGGGUGAUAAUCGCUUAAAAUUCAAUUCUUAUUGAGUUUUUUUGGGCGAUUUAAAAAUACGACUAUGGGAAACGAGACGAAAUGACACGUGGACCAAAUUUUUUUAUUAAUUUUUGUAGAUUUUCGGUUAUUUAAUUUUCUUUUAUGAUAUUAUUAUCUCUAAGAAAAAUGUAUAGUAUUAGGUUACACACAAAUAUAUUAUCUGUAUUUAUUAUUA
This is a messenger RNA of Daktulosphaira vitifoliae (grape phylloxera), 2222 nucleotides long. Its product is annotated as acyl-CoA Delta-9 desaturase-like. The coding region runs from base 486 to 1751 and encodes 421 amino acids. The transcript is spliced from 6 exons. Gene Ontology annotation, biological process: unsaturated fatty acid biosynthetic process. Gene Ontology annotation, molecular function: stearoyl-CoA 9-desaturase activity; iron ion binding. Lineage: Eukaryota; Metazoa; Arthropoda; Insecta; Hemiptera; Phylloxeridae. The record is from RefSeq and is a predicted model, not a curated record. Gene Ontology annotation, cellular component: endoplasmic reticulum membrane.